Messenger RNA from Colletotrichum godetiae, 1464 nucleotides. RefSeq lists its product as uncharacterized. The record is from RefSeq and is a predicted model, not a curated record. The transcript is spliced from 2 exons. Bases 1 to 1464 code for a protein of 487 amino acids. Gene Ontology annotation, molecular function: metal ion binding. NCBI's taxonomy places the organism in Eukaryota, Fungi, Ascomycota, Sordariomycetes, Glomerellales, Glomerellaceae.
AUGAGACAAGCUAGAGCUGCCAACAGAAAUAUGGACUUCAUGACGGCCCCUGGCGACACCAAGAAGGGUCUAUCUCACUCGAUUCACAGCCCGCAAGCAGACGAUGGCCCUCAGAUACGACCAACGCACUUCAUAAUCCGCGAAGGCAACCCCGGGGCCAUCGUACCCGUCAUACCAGUCGACCUGCUCCCGGACUAUGUAACCAUCGUCGGCCUGUCGCGGACGCUGACCAUCAACGACACCACCGGCAUGUCGAACCUGGGCACAUUCGCGAAGCCGCAAGGCCACUUUCAGCUACAGUUCGUGUCUCCAGCGCAUGAUCGUCCCGCGGGAGAACGUCCUGUGAUCCUGGAUGCUGGUUGUCUUCUCGAAUCUCAGCGGUCUGGGUCUGACCUUGCAAAGAUUGGCCAAGGAAAUGGCAACCAGUCUCAUAUGGCCAAGCGCACUGGAGUCCCUGUAGCUUCAAAGUCAGCUAUCUCACAGUCGACCCCCAGAACAUUGUCCGCCAAAGCCCCUCUCCUCGCCCCUUCUCCUCCGCCCCGGGUUCUCGACUGGGCCGAAGACGACACGGACUCGGUCUCGACAGACGACUUCUCCUCCGCCGAGCUCUCCGCGCCAGACACCUCGUCUAAGUCCUCUUCCGGCUCCAGAGACAAUCGGACACCUUUCCGACGAGUCCAGGCCCCGACCUCGGUUGUCAUCAAGGAGAAAUCAGAUGCCGAGAUCGCGGAGCGCAUGCUCGAACUCGGCCACGCCCAAAAGCACGCCGCCACCCGCAACCACCACCACCAUCCCGCCCAGGCCCCGAAGACGACGGCAGCGGCGGCGUCGUCGUCUCACACCAGCAACGGUAGCACCAGCACCACCGCCGCCGGAGUCCCAAAGCCUACCCCUCCCAAGCUCGCCGCAGGAAAGCAGAAGGUCGUCCGUCCAGACGGCAGCCUCUGCCGGCACUGGUGCCAGACAGGCCAAUGCAGCUGGGGCGCCGAGUGCCGCUACACGCACCAGAUGCCCCUGACGCUCGAAGGGCUCGCGGACGUCAACCUGACGGAGCUGCCGUCCUGGUGGCGUAAGCAGGCCGGCUUGCCUGCCGAGGGGACCAUUGACCCGCGCAUCUUUGCUAUUGCCACCGUUCCUGCCACCAGGUUGAAGAAGAGCAGCAGCGGCAGCAGCAGCAGCCCCUUUCCGACGAUGCUGGGUGGCGUGAACACUGCUCCGCCGCCGAUGAUGGCUCUUGAGACCUCAAAGAAGGUUGCUAAGGUGAAGCCGGGGAAGGCGGAGAGGAGGAUGGCGAGGGAACUUCGAGGCGUGCCGUUUGGGGUUGAGGGGGCGCGGGCGAGGAUGAAGUCGUCGUCUGUUGUUGCUGUCGGCAGUAAGAAGAAGUUGAGCUUAGGUAGGCUGCAGAGUCGGACGAUGGAGGUUCAGCAGGUUGACGAAGUCGUUGAAAAGCUUGUUGAUAUUUAA